Molecule: messenger RNA, 708 nt
Organism: Pseudogymnoascus destructans
Lineage: Eukaryota; Fungi; Ascomycota; Leotiomycetes; Thelebolales; Thelebolaceae
Exons: 3
Coding region: 1-708 (235 amino acids)
Biological process (GO): carbohydrate metabolic process
Molecular function (GO): hydrolase activity, hydrolyzing O-glycosyl compounds
Source: RefSeq, a predicted model, not a curated record
AUGUUUUUCCUCAAAGCCAUCUCCAGUGCCCUCCUCAUCCUCCCAACCCUCGCCUCAACAAUGGCCAAAAACUCCUCCUACACCAACCCCAUCCUGCCCGGAUGGCACUCCGAUCCCAGCUGCAUAUAUGUAGCUGAGGAUCACAAUGCCUUCUUCUGCGCCACCUCAUCCUUUCUCUCCUUCCCCGGCAUGCCAAUCUACACCAGCAAAGACCUCGUGAACUGGCGCCUCGCAAGCCACGUCGUCUCCCGCCCCUCGCAGGUCCCCCAGAUCGGACUCACCGUCUCCCAAAACGGCGGUCUCUGGGCACGCCCUGGGCGGUCACAGGACCUCUUCACAACAACCAACCCCUACGACAGCAGCUCCUGGGGCGCCCCCCUCGUCUUCCCCCUCCUCGACAUCGACCCAAGCAUCUUCUGGGACGAUGACGGAACGACCUACCUCCACUUCUCCGGCAUCCACCAGCAGACCAUCGACCUCACCACCGGCGCCCUCGGGCCCCCAUCAAUCAUCCGGAAGGGCUUCACAGAGUUCAUCCCAGAUGGGCCACAGGAGGCACCGAGCUCGGCCACCACGAAGCCAUCGCCCGCUCGAAAAAUAUCUCAGGCCCCUACACCAGCGCCCCUUCAAACCCGAUACAAACCAGAAUCCUACUUCCAAACCGUCGGGCACGCAGACCUCUUCCAGGACGGGUCCGGCAACUGGUAG